GCCUGAGGAUGUCUAACCUUGGUUUCAACCGGAUGCUGCAUUGCAAUGAAACGCUGUUAACGCCUGAUCAUCACUUCGCACCUUGCUGGAGGUGCUAUCCACUGAUAAAGAGGCCUUCGGCCGGUGGCACGCACACGUGCGCUCGCGCAAGCGCACCACUUCCGCACAGGCGGUCCCUCAGUGUUUACAAACAAGUGGCCUACAGAUGGCAGGGUCACUCACCCCGAUGAUAACAAGGCCCGCAGACAGGACGGCACAGGACUGCAAACCUGCAGCCCCAGCACAGCAACGUGAAGCAGUCCUGCCUGUCUGCCCCACCAUUUGUUUGCACUGAUUACAGACUGUAACGAUAAUCAUUGAAAAGACAGUCUAACCUCAUCAUUACACAGUAACAAGAUGCUGCAGAAGGAGCGACGUGGAAAACCAGGCAUGGAGCAUGUAGUGGAGGAGGAAGACCAGCGUGCACUGUGUCUUCACGCUACUGCGACGUGGAGACUGGAGGCAUCUCGAUCCUGCAAAAUGAUCUAAUAUACGUGCGUGUUUGUCGGUUUCAACGCGGGAUCACUCUAUGAAAUCGAUGCAUUGUGACAGAUUAUCGAUUAUCAUUCGCUGCGGUGGUUACUGUGGCUGACUGCACGUGUAAACUCGUUGGUCCGCUCCUUCACUGCGUGCUUCAAAUCUACACUCCGCCUCUUACUUUCCGCCGAACUGCAUAUGCGCGUACUGCUACCCACCAACCGACCUUGAAUGUGUCCUCGGAUGAAGUCUCAACCCUGAUUGGUCGCAAGUGUAGGCCUGCAUCGGCUUUCUGCCUUCUCAUUGGUGGAAUGCGCUGUCACUCAAGACAUAUCCUUCUCCUGCUGGUUUGGUUGGAUCUCUCUGCUACCCUUUCUCUCGGCGGUGGGUCGGAGCCGCUGUCCCUGGCCUCGCAUGUUCCCCUCUAAAUUCCUGUUUUGAAUUUGAUGCCCCUUUUAUUGAUUUGCUCCACCAUUUGAAAGGGCGCAUUCGGGCGUCUGUAGUCUUGGGUUUUAUUUGUCCCAAUAUUUGACGUUUACAGACUUGUACACGAAACAUGGCCGUGGUGAGCGGAUCGUCUGGGCCGGUCGCCCGGCUCGAGGGCCGUGAAUUCGAAUACAUGAUGAAAAAGCGCUCGGUGACCAUCGGCCGGAACUCGUCCCAGGGCUCCGUGGACGUGAGCAUGGGCCACUCCAGCUUCAUCUCGCGGAGGCAUCUGGAGGUGUUCAACGUCAGCGACGACGGCACCAGCAGCGGGGAUUUCUACCUGAGAUGUCUCGGUAAAAACGGGGUGUUUGUAGACGGAGUGUUCCUCAGACGGGGUGCCCCUCCUCUGCAGCUACCGCGAGUGUGCACCUUCAGGUUCCCCAGCACAAACAUCAAGAUCACAUUCACCGCCCUGUCCAGUGGGAAGAAAGUGAAGCGCGAAGCUCCGGAGUCCCCAGUGAAACCAGUGCAGCCCCAGAUCUCCCCCCUGACCAUCAACAUUCCAGACAACAUCGCUCACCUAAUGAGCCCCCUGCCAUCGCCUACUGGCACCAUCAGUGCUGCUAACUCGUGCCCCUCCAGCCCGCGAGGCGCAGGCUCGUCAGGCUACAGGAUGGGCGGUCGCAUGGUCAGCUCUGCAGAGCUGCAGCUAAUAAACGACAACUCACAGCCAGAGAACGACAAAGACGCCUCCGGAGGGGACAGCCCCAAGGAUGACUCCAAACCUCCGUACUCCUAUGCACAGCUGAUAGUCCAGGCCAUAACGCUGGCUGCGGACAAGCAGCUCACACUAAACGGAAUCUACAACCACAUCACAAAGAACUACCCGUACUACAGGACCGCAGACAAGGGCUGGCAGAACUCGAUCCGCCACAACCUGUCGCUGAACCGUUACUUCAUCAAAGUGGCGCGGUCGCAGGAGGAGCCGGGCAAAGGGUCGUUCUGGAGGAUAGACCCGUCCUCAGAGGGAAAGCUCGUCGAGCAGGCCUUCAGGAAACGAAGGCCCCGGGGAGUCCCCUGCUUCAGGACCCCGCACGGACCCCUGUCCUCCAGGAGCGCCCCGGCGUCCCCCAAUCACUCGGGGGUUCUCUCCGCUCACUCCAGCGGCGUCCAGACCCCCGACAGCCUAUCGCGAGAGGGCUCCCCCGUUCCUCUGGAGCUGGAGACGUCCUCGGCCUCCUCCACCACCACCACCGCCGCGGUCCAGCCCAAACUGGCAGUCAUCCAGGAAGCACGCUUUGCACAAAACACACCAGGCUCGCCUGUUAACAACCAGCCGGUACUCAUAGCAGUCCAGCGUCCGUUACCUCAAACCAUUAAGCCGGUGACCUACACCAUGGCUUCCCCAGUGAGCACCAGCACCUCUCAGCCUGCUGUGCAGACGGUCCACGUCCUGCAGCAGAUCCCAGCAGGGUCCCUCAGCCCCGCCACCACCGUCAUCGCCCAGUCGGCCACCAUCAUCAACAAGAGCGAGCUGCAGGAGAACGGCGAGCACGCAGAGGUCAAAGUCAAAGUGGAGACGGUUCCCACCAUCACCUCGAUAGGCGGCUCCAGUCGCAUCAUCCAGAGCAGCCAGCCAGCCGCCCCCCUGCAGACUGUGACCAUAGUGCAGCAGGCCCCCGUGGGUCAGCACCAGCUGCCCAUCAAGGCCAUCACGCAGAACGGCACCCACAGCAUCACCACUGCCAUCCAGGGAGCCGCCAGCUCAGCCCCAGUCGCGGCGAGCCCCCUUCACCUGCUGGCGGCCCACGCCUCCGUCUCCGCCUCCCUCCCCACCAAACGACAGAACGGGGACCAGCUGACCAAUGAACAGCCGGACGCCAAGCGCAUCAAAUCAGAGGACGAGUCGGCCCCGGCCACAGACUCGGACUCGUCUGCAGCUAACGACUCGGGCAGCCAACCCAACUAAUCUGUACAACCACAUGCCACAUGACCCCUACCACCAUCACCACCACCAUCACCUUCUCCUCCUCCCUCCACGGUUUCUCUCUCUCUCUCUCUCUCUCCCUCUCUCGUCCCCGCCAUUCGUUUUGUUUCUCCUCCUCCUGACUCCCGAGGUGCCAAACGGAGAGGCUUCUUUUCGUUUUCAGUUUCUGUUCGAGAGCAUUGAAAGGAAACCAUCGUGUCCACCCCCCUUUUUUUUUCUUUUAAAGCCCGGACUGUGGGUUGAGAACAAAACAAAGUAAUGGGACAAAGAUGAACUGAAAGGUGUCCCCUGUGAGACCCUGAAACAGGAGAGUGACUAAACCAAGACCACAGGAAGCCUUAACAACAAUUAACCCUUAUUAAGAGCUUGACCUUUGACCUCAAGCGGUCCAGCGGGGACUCGGCUUGGGCUGGACGCCACCUUUCUGUCGCACCUACCUCAGAGCAGAUGGGGAGCCUCCGGUCGCCAGCAGAGAAGCAUCCUCCCCCGGACCCGUCGGGACGAAGUGACCAACCGAGCGGCGAGUGUGACGAGUUCAGCGGUUAAAGAGGAAAACAAAAACAAACGGUCGUCAGAAAGGGAUCAACUCGGAGCCAAUAUUCCUGAAACUCUGGCAGCUAGCCGCCUCACAAUACUGACCUUCCUUUAUCGCAGCUGUACGUAGAUAUGCAGUAUUUUGUUGUUCAAAUGUGCAGCAUAGGAUUUUUUUUAAAUGUAUUUUCACUUGCGUAGAUAAGUAAUAAUUUAAUGAAAGGAAGCGUACAAAAUGAGGUCGAUGACAUUUCGGUAACUAAGUUAGGAAACUCACUUUUCUCACUUUUUUCUUCUUUUUUUUACGUGGACUUGCUUUUCUGUUGGGUGAAAACAGUGUAAUAGUUUUUCCUAAUAUCCGUUUCUUUUUCCCCUCGUUCUGACAUAUCCAUAUGAAUUUGCUUAGUUAUGCCUACAUAUUUUAAUACUCGCACAGAUAACCGAUGUAACCAUAUGAAAUCUCCAUGUGUAGUUCCAGAUGUUGACCUUGCAUGUACCCGACAAACCGAAGUUGUGAACUGUAAAUUGAACGGAGGAAAACAAAAUGCUUUGUCCGAACCAGACCUGCACUUGAUUAAAUGUUUGUGUUUUCAUUUCCCUUCUUCUUCUUCUUCUUCUUCUGUUGUUUUCCUCCCACCCUCCUCCUCCUGGUCCCCCCGGCUGUGUUGACGUUGUGGUGUUGGCAGACCCGCCCCUCCAGUCCUCCUUGCUUGAUAAUUUUACUCUGUUCCGGCGACCUGGCGAGUCUGUUUUAUGAUUGUACACGUUCCAAACAAUAAGAAAAGAAAAAAAAAAAGUCAAUGUUCUGCUUCAGUGGAGAAAUGCUUUUUUUUAAAAAAAAAAAAUAAAUUAAUUUAAAGCCC
Molecule: messenger RNA, 4323 nt
Organism: Scatophagus argus
Lineage: Eukaryota; Metazoa; Chordata; Actinopteri; Scatophagidae
Product: forkhead box protein K2-like
Exons: 9
Coding region: 1073-2911 (612 amino acids)
Biological process (GO): regulation of transcription by RNA polymerase II
Molecular function (GO): protein binding; DNA-binding transcription factor activity, RNA polymerase II-specific; RNA polymerase II cis-regulatory region sequence-specific DNA binding
Source: RefSeq, a predicted model, not a curated record